Trichoderma aggressivum f. europaeum is the source of this 789-nucleotide messenger RNA. RefSeq lists its product as uncharacterized. NCBI's taxonomy places the organism in Eukaryota, Fungi, Ascomycota, Sordariomycetes, Hypocreales, Hypocreaceae. Gene Ontology annotation, molecular function: protein phosphatase inhibitor activity. The transcript has 2 exons. The record is from RefSeq and is a predicted model, not a curated record. Gene Ontology annotation, biological process: regulation of signal transduction. Bases 1 to 789 code for a protein of 262 amino acids.
AUGACUUCAGUCGAGCGCUCGCCGCCCUCUCACAGCCCACCGGGCCCGGAUGCCAAACGGCCCAGGGGCAUCCUCAAAAACCCUUCCUUCAACACCCCUCACUCUCCCGACGAGGCUCGAAAGGAGGUUACCCUCGCAAACACCCAGAUCAACGCCGGACACCGACGGUCGUCUUCCGGAGCGGGCUCCCGCCGCCACUCCUCCAACAGCAUCACCGACCCGUCUGAUUCGGCCCAGCGUCUCAAGUGGGAUGAGGCCAACCUGUACCUGACGGAGCAGGAGCGCACCUCGACUAUGAAAAUCACCGAACCAAAGACUCCCUAUGCGAAACACUACGACCCGACAGAAGACCCCUCCGACGACGAAGAAGAGGCACAGGGCGGCCUGGACGGUGUUCCUUCUGGUCGCAAGAAUCAACGUGCUGGUGCUGAAGACGACAUUCCGGGCCUAUCGCUGGGCGAACCAGAGGAAGAAAUCCCGGAGAGACCGCCGCCGGCGUCGCGCAGCUCCAGCGAAAAGACGGUCCAUGUGGACAAGGAGAGCGUCACCCCUUCCGCCGAAGAGGAGGUUGUGGGGCUCUCCCCCGAAGAAAGGGAGAAGCACCGCAAGUUCGAGGAGAUGCGGAAGAAGCACUAUGAGAUGAAGAGCGUAGCCCACAUUCUGGGACAUCCGGAGGCGAUCCCAGAUGACGAGGAUGAGGACGAUGACGAUGAUGAUGACAAUGAGGGAGAGAACGGAGUCCCGCCUGUUCCCCCCUUGCCUGCAAAUUUUGUCAAUGGGUCAGCGUAG